AUGGCUCUAAAGCUUCGCCCAGGAUUUAGUAUCACGGUCCCAGGAGUUAGGAUAAUUGAUGUCAGCAAACCGGAGUGGCUUGAAUACAUCCAGAAAACCAACUUCGAUAACUAUCAAAAGGGACCUAUGUUUCGAGGCCUCAUGGUCGAUUUAUUUGGGGAUGGUAUUCUCGUAACGGAUGGUGCUUUGUGGAAAAGAGCUCGAACGGUCACCUCGAGAGUUUUUUCCGCCAACACCUUCAAGAAUGUGAUAGAGCCCAGUGCCGAUCACAGUGUGGAUGGGCUGCUCCAAGUCUUGCAAAGUUCGAGCGACGAAAGCCGAGAUCUUGACUUUUGCAAUCUCUUCACUCGCUUCACGCUGGAUUCAUUCGUCAAGAUGACUUUUGGAAGGGCUUUAGGGCUCUAUGGAGAGGAGUCCACAACAGACACAGAACCCGAAGCAUGCUAUAAACAUCUAUCUUCUCCCGAAGCUUUUGCGGAGGCAUUUGAAUUUUCACAAAAGCAAAUGGAUUUCAGAUUUACUGUGAUGACUGGAUGGGAAUUAUACGAAAAGGUCAACCUCAGCGUCGGACAGCAGAUGAAGCGCUCUUGUGGUACGAUUCAUGAAUACGCUUACACGCUAAUCGAUGAAAGACUCUCGAAAAUCUCAAGCGACGAUGACUUUACCAACGGCGAAACGUUUCAAAAUGACUUCUUGGGGUUAAUGAUGGCUGUCCACCGUCAGCGCGGACACACUUUGAACCGUGAGGAACUGAAGGAUGCUGCAUUGAGCUUUCUUCUUGCUGGACGUGAUGCAACGGCACAAUCGCUAUCAUGGUGCUUCUUCCACCUUUUGAUGAACAAAGAGGUGAUUUCCAAAAUUCGGGAGGAAGCAGCUCAGCUCUUGGGCACAUACCCUUCUCAUCAAGGUCGUGUGACUCACGACAACUAUAAGCAGUUCACGUACACCUACGCCGCAGUGCUUGAAACAAUCAGAUUACAUCCUCCAGUACCCAAGAACCUGAAAUUCGCAAAGGCCGAUGACCUGAUUCCCGGAGGACCGACUGUUGAGGCAGGUGACUGCGUUACUUGGAGUGAUUGGCAAAUGGCUCGUGAUCCCGAAAUCUGGGGAGCCGAUUGUGGGCAAUACAAGCCAGAUCGGUGGAUUGAUGAAGCGGGCAAGAUCCAAAACUUCGGCAACUUCAAAUUUCACGCUUUCAACGCUGGACCCAGGCUUUGUUUGGGGAUGAACAUGGCUAUCUUUUUCAAUGUCAAAACUAUUGUUGAGAUGCUACAAAAUUUCGAUUUGGAGUUUUCCGAGGGAUGGUUGGAAAAUGUCCCAAAAAGCGAGGUACUGGAAGGUAUCAAAGCAGACUAUCCCACUCCGCAGUAUCAGCCUUCUUUGACUUUACCGAUGAAAAACGCAAUGAUGAUCUCCGUGAAGCCCCGCCUAACUCAAGAUUUGACAAUUCGAGGUAGCCCGCGAACAAUAUAG
Messenger RNA from Puccinia graminis f. sp. tritici CRL 75-36-700-3, 1473 nucleotides. RefSeq lists its product as uncharacterized. The record is from RefSeq and is a predicted model, not a curated record. Gene Ontology annotation, molecular function: iron ion binding; monooxygenase activity; heme binding. Bases 1 to 1473 code for a protein of 490 amino acids. NCBI's taxonomy places the organism in Eukaryota, Fungi, Basidiomycota, Pucciniomycetes, Pucciniales, Pucciniaceae. The transcript is spliced from 11 exons.